ACAACAACAACAACAACAACAACAACAACAAAGCCUUUUGUCCCAAACACGUUGGGUAGGCCCCUCAGCAAUUCAAAAUAUGGUUCAAAAAAGAAAAGAAGAUUGCAGAACAGAUAACUCUUGCAUGACCCCUCUUGUGUAGACCCAAGUCUGACUUGUUCUGGAACAGUUUUGUUGAAUACUGGACGCAAUUCAGUUCAGUGAGUCAUGCAUGAGCUAAUGCUGUUUGUUUCACCGAGUCAACAGGUUUAUUCUUUUCUCUGUAUAUUCUUGGCUCGGUUUGUUCUUUCCUCUGGCCCACCCAUCUGGGUGUCUCUGAUCCUUUUAAAAAAAAUUGAUGCAGGAUGAAUCGAAGGGACUAAAUAACUUGGAAUCAUUGACGCUGCACUGCUGAGCGCGUUCAGGAGUAAUAUAUAUAGGAACGAAAGUUACCGAGAAACUGGAAGAUCCUAAACUGUUGCCAGGACAUGGACAUCAUGCAUGGGGAUCUCAGAAGGAAUGGUUCAAACCAGAGCGUGCCCAGUCGGCAUGGAUGGAUCGAUAUGGAGGCCCUCUCUCCUCUGGCGGAUCAAUCCAUCAUGCCGGGGGAGUGGUCCGUGGGGCUCUGCGACUGCUUCGGGGAUCUUCACACCUGUUGCCUGACGCUCUGGUGCCCCUGCGUCACGUUCGGCCGCACCGCGGAGAUCGUGGACAGAGGCUCCACGUCGUGCUGCAUGAGUGGCACACUGUACUACCUGCUGUCGACGAUAGGCUGGCAGUGGCUGUACGGCUGCGCCAAGCGCUCCUCCAUGCGGUCGCAGUACAGCCUGCGAGAGUCCCCCUGCAUGGACUGCUGCGUCCACUUCUGGUGCGGCCCCUGCGCGCUCUGCCAGGAGUACACGGAGCUCCAGAAACGCGGCUUCCACAUGGCCAAAGGUAUCAGCUCCCCCCCCCAUCUUCCCACAGUUUAA
Molecule: messenger RNA, 950 nt
Organism: Zea mays
Lineage: Eukaryota; Viridiplantae; Streptophyta; Magnoliopsida; Poales; Poaceae
Source: RefSeq, a predicted model, not a curated record